CAAUCAGGCUACGUCAUUCGUCAAAACAAUAUCAUCGUUGGCCAUCGUUCAGAACACUAGUGAUAUCGAGCGCAGCCCAUGCACACAACCAGCGAAAAGGUGGAUUGCUGAAUAUCGUGCGAAGUCACGGUUUGCAUACGGGGCGGGUUUUUGUUUGUGUCACUUCACUGCUUUAUGUGAAACCAAAAAAUCAGACAGCCGUCGAGCAAUGGUCACGUGAAAGAAGCAGACAUACCUCGAGAACAGACAUCACGAUGGGCAAGAAAUACACUCUUUCUCAGCAAAAAUAUCGAGCAAAACAGAGAGCCGUCACUGAACGUAUAAAGAGAGAGGAAGCAGAAGCAGCAGCAGCUGGUGCAGCUUUGCAAGGAGAAGUGUCCGAGAAAGUAGCCAAGGCACCUGAGGUUGGGGUUCUCAGCAGCGCAACUGGGGAGCGCAGACUGCCCGAGUCCCCCGAACAAGAAGAGUUGAACCCUCCUGAUGACUUGGAGCAAACCUCAGAUACUGAAAGCACCAUUGCCACUCCAGACACGCCUGCAAAGGCUUCAGCUUCUCGUCACCUACAAGGCAGUGGCAGCACAGAUGAAAGCGCCUCUGAAUCUGCAGACAGUGAGCCAGCCGAGGUCUUGCAGGAGAACAUUGUGAACGAUGACUGCCAAGAGACUUCAUCGGAUCAUGUUCCAGACAGCUGCAGAGACUGCAGUGAGCAGGACAG
Messenger RNA from Coccomyxa subellipsoidea C-169, 715 nucleotides. RefSeq lists its product as hypothetical. The annotation marks the transcript as partial. The transcript is spliced from 2 exons. NCBI's taxonomy places the organism in Eukaryota, Viridiplantae, Chlorophyta, Trebouxiophyceae, Coccomyxaceae. The record is from RefSeq and is a predicted model, not a curated record.